UGAAAGGGAUUAUCUUUCAAAGGGAUUUUCCUUCCGGAAUCAGACCAUAGAGAUGUCGCAAACAAAAGAGUGGAGCAAGGCAAGGCAAGUGAUGGUUUUGAUUACAUUGAUGCUCUUGUGGGAGGUGGGUUCGGACUCAAUUCAGUAUGCCAUUCUGGAGGAGACAGAAAGUGGCACGUUUGUGGCCAACUUGACGAAGGACUUGGGACUGAGGGUGGGAGAGCUGGCUGCUCGGGGAGCUAGUGUGGUUUUCAAGGGGAACAGACAAUAUUUGCAGCUUGAUGCACGGACCCAGAAUUUAGUGCUAAAUGAAAGACUGGACCGGGAGACGCUGUGUGGCUCCACGGAGCCUUGUGUGCUGCCUUUCCAGGUGUUGCUAAAAAAUCCUUUGCAGUUUUAUCAAGCGGCACUGAGAGUAAUAGAUAUAAAUGACCACAGCCCAGAGUUUCCUGCCAGAGAAAUGCUCCUUAAAAUAUCGGAGGUGACUGCCCCAGGGAAGACAUUCCCUUUGAAAAUGGCGCAGGACCUAGACGCUGGCAGCCACGGCAUUCAAAGCUACACUGUCAGUGACAACCAUCACUUCCACGUACUCACUCGCAACCGCAGUGAUGGCAAGAAGUUUCCAGAACUGGUGUUGGACAAGGCACUGGAUCAUGAGAAACAGGCCCAGCUCAGACUAACGCUCACUGCGGUGGACGGCGGGUCUCCGCCCAGGUCAGGGACCACAGAGAUUCAAAUACUAGUAUUGGAUAUAAAUGACAACACGCCCGAAUUUGCUCAGGAGCUCUAUGAGGUGCAGGUCCCUGAGAACAACCCCAUUGGCUCACUGCUUAUUACUGUCUCAGCAAGAGAUUUAGACACAGGAUCCUUCGGAGAGGUGUCUUAUGUACUGUUUCAAGAUGAUGAUGUUAACGAGCCUUUUGAAAUAAACACAAAGACAGGAGAAAUUCGACUGAGAAGCGCUUUGGAUUUUGAAGCAUCUCAGUUUUACCAUGUGGAUGUUGAGGCCAUAGAUGGUGGCGGGCUAACAGGAAAAUGCUCUUUAGUCGUCCAGGUAUUAGACGUGAAUGACAAUGCCCCGGAAGUGAUCUUAUCAUCACUCACCAGCCCCAUCCCUGAAAAUUUGCCAGGCAUCAUAGUGGCAGUAUUCAGCGUUUCAGAUGCAGACUCGGAAAAUAACCAGCAGGUUAUGUGUUCCAUAGAAGAUAAUCUUCCAUUUAUUCUAAGGCCAUCUAUGGAGAAUUUCUACACUCUGGAAACCGAUGGGGCACUAGACAGAGAGAGCAGAGCCGAGUACAACAUCACCAUCUCCGUCUCCGACAUGGGCUCACCCAGGCUCACAACCCAGCACACCAUAGCAGUGCAGGUGUCCGACGUCAACGACAACGCCCCCGCCUUCACCCAAUCCUCCUACGCCCUGUCUGUCCGUGAGAACAACAGCCCCGCCCUGCACAUAGGCUCCAUCAGAGCCACAGACUCAGACUCUGGCUCCAACGCCCACAUCACCUACUCGCUGCUGCCGCCCCAUGACCCGCAGCUGGACCUCAACUCUCUCAUUUCCAUCAACGCAGAUAACGGGCAGCUGUUCGCACUCAGGGCGCUGGACUAUGAGGUCAUGCAGAACUUCGAGUUCCGCGUGGCCGCCACAGACCAAGGCUCUCCAGCUCUCAGCAGCCAGGCGCUGGUUCGAGUCCUGGUGCUGGACGACAAUGACAAUGCGCCCUUCGUGCUCUACCCUCUGCAGAACGCCUCUGCGACCUUCACUGAGCUGCUGCCCAGGGCGGCGGAGCCUGGCUAUCUGGUCACCAAGGUGGUGGCUGUGGACCGCGACUCUGGCCAGAACGCCUGGCUGUCAUUCCAGCUGCUCAAGGCCACGGAGCCAGGGCUGUUCAGCGUGUGGGCACACAAUGGCGAGGUGUGCACCACCAGGCUGCUGAGUGAGCGCGAUGCCCCCAAGCACAGGCUGCUGCUGCUGGUCAGGGACAAUGGCGAUCCUCAGCGCUCUGCCAGUGUCACUCUGCAUGUGCUGUUGGUGGAUGGCUUCUCCCAGCCCUACCUGCCUCUGCCAGAGGUGGCGCGCGACAUGGAGCAUGAUGAAGAUUCACUAACACUCUACCUGGUCAUAGCCUUGGCAUCUGUGUCUUCACUCUUCCUCCUUUCUGUGCUGCUGUUCGUGGGGGUGAGGCUGUUCAAGAAGGCCAGGGCGGCCUCACUGGGUGUCUGCUCUGUGCCUGAGGGACACGUUCCUGGCCACCUGGUGGACGUCAGCGGCGCUGGGACCCUGUCCCAGAGCUACCAGUAUGAGGUGUGUCUGAGGGGAGACUCUGGGACUGGUGAGUUCGAAUUUCGAAAGGCAAUUAACCCCUACUUCCCUCCUUUGGAAUCUGAGGUGAAAACAGAGAAAAGUCCUACCCUUCGGAAUAGCUUUUCAUUCAUCUAA
This is a messenger RNA of Psammomys obesus (fat sand rat), 2440 nucleotides long. It is a transcript of the gene Pcdhb6, whose product is annotated as protocadherin beta 6. Lineage: Eukaryota; Metazoa; Chordata; Mammalia; Rodentia; Muridae. Gene Ontology annotation, cellular component: plasma membrane. The record is from RefSeq and is a predicted model, not a curated record. The transcript has a single exon. Gene Ontology annotation, biological process: homophilic cell-cell adhesion. Bases 53 to 2440 code for a protein of 795 amino acids. Gene Ontology annotation, molecular function: calcium ion binding.